Messenger RNA from Hevea brasiliensis (rubber tree), 3102 nucleotides. RefSeq names its product receptor-like protein 13. Gene Ontology annotation, molecular function: protein binding. Bases 47 to 2929 code for a protein of 960 amino acids. The transcript is spliced from 8 exons. The record is from RefSeq and is a predicted model, not a curated record. Lineage: Eukaryota; Viridiplantae; Streptophyta; Magnoliopsida; Malpighiales; Euphorbiaceae.
AUACCCUCCUCAUCAGUGACUUAGCAAUAAGUGAUUUGUGUUUCAAAUGGAAAGGCCCUUGUUUAAGUUUUCAUUAUGGGUACUUCUUGUUAUAAUUUUCGUUCAAAUGAAUGGAUGCAGAGCUUGCUUGGAAAAAGAGAGGAUAGGUUUGCUGGAGUUCAAGGCUUUCCUAAAAUCAAACUGUGAGCUUGAUGAUGAUCUUGAUUCAUGGGUUGAAGAUAGAAUGAGCAACUGUUGUGGUUGGGAUAGAGUUAAGUGCAAUACCACCUCCCGGCGUGUCGUUGAUCUUUCCCUCGAUGCGGUCAUAUUUCCAUAUCAUAAAAUUUGUAGUCUAAAUCUCUCCAUGUUUUAUCCUUUUGAAGAACUGCUCGGCCUUGAUUUAUCUGAUAAUUGGUUUUAUGGUUGGAUUCACCCAGCAGCAUUCGCUAAUCUGAAGUUUUUGAAAACAUUGGAUAUGAGUUCUAAUUAUUUCAAUGGCAGCAUCUCAAUGGAAGCAUUCGCUAACCUGAAGCUUUUGGAAACAUUGGAUAUAAGUUAUAAUGAUUUCAGUGGCAGCAUCUUAAUGGGAGGAUUAACUAAUCUGAAAAACUUGAAAGCAUUGGAUAUAAGUCAUAAUCUAUUCGAAGGAAUCCUCUCAAUGGAAGCAUUCGCUAAUCUGAAGUUUUUGAAAACAUUGGAUAUGAGUGAUAAUUAUUUCAAUGGCAGCAUCUCAAUGGAAGCAUUCGCUAAUCUGAAGUUUUUGAAAACAUUGGAUAUGAGUGAUAAUUAUUUCGAUGGCAGCAUCUCAAUGGAAGCAUUCGCUAAUAUGAAGUUUUUGGAAACACUGGAUAUAAGUCGUAAUGAUUUCAAUGGCAGCAUCUCAAUGGGAGGAUUCUGUGGAUUGAAAAGCCUCGUUAAGUUGGGUCUUAGUAACAAUCACUUCUCUGGUCCACUUCCUCAAUGUCUUGGCAACUUAAGCAACCUCCGAUAUCUUGAUCUCUCAUCCAAUAAGUUCAGUGGCAACAUGCAAUCAGUUGUUUCUAAACUGACAUCCAUUAAGCGCUUGUUACUUUCUGGCAAUAAGUUUGAAGGCUUAUUCUCAUUUAGUGUUUUGGCUAACCACUCAAAGCUUGAGAUGUUUCAACUUUCAUCAGGAGGUAGUAAGCUAGAAGUGGAAACAGAAAAUCCUACAUGGUUUCCUACAUUUCAAUUGAAGAUCUUUCACAUGUCAGAGUGCCACUUAAAUGUGAGAACAAGAAAAAUUCCUAGUUUCUUGCUCUACCAGCAUGGCAUGCUAUCAAUUGAUCUCUCUCAUAGUAAGCUGGUUGGAGAAUUCCCCAGUUGGAUCUUACAAAAUAACUCAAGGUUACAAGUUAUGAAUUUGAUGAACAACUCAUUGAGGGGAACUUUUCAGCUACCAAAUUUCAAUCAUAAUUUGGUCAAGUUAGAAAUUUCGAACAAUAACAUCACGGGUCAGCUCCCUAAGGAAUUUGGUUUGGUCCUCUCAAAUCUAGUGUAUAUAAACAUUUCAAGGAACAGUUUUCAUGGUAUUGUUCCUUUCUCAAUUGGUGAGGUAAGGGGUCUACUUUUAAUGGAUUUAUCCAAUAAUAAUUUCUCAGGAGCGUUGCCAGGAAGUAUGCUUGGGAAUUGUACCGAUUUAAAUGCUCUGUAUCUAUCAAACAACAACUUCAGUGGAAUGAUAGGUGUGGACAUCAACGCCGACCCAUCUGUUAUAGACAUAUCAAAUAACAAACUGUCAGGUACAAUUCCAAUACAAUUAUGCAAUGUGAGCAGACUUGUAAUUUUAGACCUCUCAGAAAAUUGUUUAUCUGGGUCUAUGCCUUCUUGUUUCGAUUCUUCGUCUUUGAGGUUCUUGUUUCUACAAAAGAAUAGUCUAAGUGGCUCUAUACCUUAUGUGCUUCCUAGAAAUCCAAAUUUAAUGGCACUUGACCUGAGAGAUAAUAAGUUUACUGGGAAUAUUCCAUCUUGGAUCAAUCAGCUUUCACAAUUGCGUGUGCUUUCAUUAGCAGGGAAUGCAUUACAAGGUCAUAUUCCUAAUCAGUUGUGUCAAUUGAGAGAUGUGCAUAUAAUGGAUCUUUCACGCAAUGCACUUUUUGGCUCCAUACCUUCAUGCUUUAAUAAUAUGUCAUUUUCGAAAAAUGCAUCUUUUGGAGAUUUGGAAGACCAUAAUUUUUCGGUUCCAUUUCGAAGUUUGGAGGUCGCCGUGUUUCCGUACAUUUUCUCUCUUGGAUUGGAUGUGACGGAUUUUUUUCAUUGGUCUCAUUCACCAUUUGUAAAAGUGGAAUUUGCAAUGAAGUAUAGGUAUAAUAUCUACAAGGGUGACAUCAUCAACUUGGUGGCUGGAAUCGAUUUGUCAUGCAAUGAUUUAACUGGUCACAUUCCUCAAGAAAUUGGAGACCUUCAUGAAAUUCUAUCAUUGAACUUGUCUCACAAUCACUUAUCAGGAUUUAUACCAGUUAGUUUUUCAAAUUUAAAGAGCUUAGAGAGUCUAGAUCUUAGCUACAACAAUUUAAGUGGUGAAAUCCCUAAUCAACUAGUUGAGUUGAAUUUUUUGGAAAUUUUUGAUGUUUCAUACAACAAUUUGUCAGGUAAAAUUCUUGAUAAAGGACAAUUUGAGACCUUCGUUGAAAGCAGUUACAGAGGUAAUCCUGGUCUUUGCGGACCAACCAUUUAUAGGAGCUGCAAUGCUAGUCAAGUUCUAGCAACACCGCUAUCAAAUGAUACAAAAUUAGAAGAAGAAGAUGGAGAUGGUAUUGACAUGGUGUGGUUCUAUUGGAGUUUCAGUGCAUCCUAUGUCACAAUCCUAUUCAUAUUGAUAGUAAUUCUCUGCAUCAACAGGCAUUGGCGCAUGUAUUGGUUUUACUUGGUUGAUGCCUGUAUUUAUUUUAUUUCCAUUCGGCUUUUUGGAACUGAUUGUCUAUGCGUGUAGGGUGAUGCUAGGGCUUGAAGAAAAGGAGGGAUACAUGUGUCAAUUUUUGCAUAUGCUCAACCAUUAAUUGUUGAGUUUCUCUGUUUCAGGUGUAUUAAUAAUGCCUAAAAUGUUCCUCUGUAUUAGGCUUGUCAUGCACUCUUGUGAUAAAUGGAUUUUCCAUUUUUUUAUAA